This is a messenger RNA of Oryza sativa Japonica Group (Japanese rice), 852 nucleotides long. The record is from RefSeq and is a predicted model, not a curated record. NCBI's taxonomy places the organism in Eukaryota, Viridiplantae, Streptophyta, Magnoliopsida, Poales, Poaceae.
AUGGAUCACCAUUGUUCAUCGUUGUUUUCCCCUCCCGCUUACUGCAAUUCCUACUAUCCCCCGUUGCCGCCGCAGCCCGGGAGCCUGGCGACCAACCAGAUAGUGGCGAGGUUGAUGGCUCAGAUGAACUACGAGGAGGGCACCGGCCUCGGCAAGUACGGCCACGGGAUUAUCGAUCCCAUCAACCCGACCAAAAAGUACGGGAAAGGAGGCGUUGGCAAAUUCGAGUCGUCGUACGAUAGCGAUUCAGAUUACAACACAGGGCCGCCUGUAGAGCCCAAGCUCGAGCGGGGCACCGGCAAAGCAGAGCCGAAGGCUGUUGUCAAUGCCGAGGAGGUCCGCGCCAUGGACACGCUGCAGAGAGAACGCAAAGCCUAUGCCGCCGCGCGGGCGCGGGAGCGGCGCCACGAGAAGGAGGGGAUAACCUCCGGGUACACGGCCAUCAAGCGCGCCUUGAAGGUGGUCCGGGAGCAGAGCGAGUCGGGGAAGCUCACAUUGGGCGGCCUGAUCCAUGAGUUCGCGGGAGUGAAGGCGAAGUUCCCGGAGGAGUACAGGACGAACAGUAUGCCGUACAAGGCGAUCAGCUUCGCGGCGCCGCUGCUCCACUCGCAGCUGAGCCGGCAGUACAGCGCAGGUGAGUAUGGAGGCACGGAGCCGUUGCUGAACCGUACACUUGUCAUGGUAGAAGCGCUCAAGGACACGCUGGGAGCGGACGCAUCAGCGGCGUACCCUCGCCUGAUCCACGACCUCGUGAUGGCACCUCCCUUGGAUGCGUGGUGGUGGAGCGCUGCCUCCUUCUGCAAGCUACCAUGGAUUCCAUCCUGGAUGAGGUCAUCUUGCCCACGCUGGUAG